Messenger RNA from Oxyura jamaicensis (ruddy duck), 1100 nucleotides. It is a transcript of the gene CDC25B, whose product is annotated as cell division cycle 25B. Bases 83 to 1036 code for a protein of 317 amino acids. Gene Ontology annotation, biological process: G2/M transition of mitotic cell cycle; positive regulation of G2/MI transition of meiotic cell cycle; positive regulation of G2/M transition of mitotic cell cycle. Gene Ontology annotation, molecular function: protein tyrosine phosphatase activity. Lineage: Eukaryota; Metazoa; Chordata; Aves; Anseriformes; Anatidae. The transcript is spliced from 9 exons. Gene Ontology annotation, cellular component: cytoplasm; nucleus. The record is from RefSeq and is a predicted model, not a curated record.
CCAGUUUGACACCCCCGAGAAAGAAAACCUGCCCGAGGGCGAGAGCCCCGUGGUGCUGCGCCGCUGCUCCCUCACCUCCUCCAUGGCCGAGGAGGACGACGACGGCUUCAUGGAGAUCCUGGACGAGGAGGAGAUGAAGCAGAGCGACGCGGAGGUGCCGCCGGGGAUGGCGAGCCUGCUGACCGCCCCGCUGGUGAGGAAGGAGGAGGCAGAGCCGCGCCCCGCCAAGCGCAGCAAGUGCCGGCAGCUCUUCCGCUCGCCCUCGAUGCCCAGCAGCGUCAUCCGGCCCAUCCUGAAGCGCCUCGAGCGGCCCCACCACGACCGGGACACCCCCGUCAAAACCAAGCGGCGCAGGAGCGUGGCCGGCACCCCGGGCGAGGUGGCGGAGCCGAAAGCGCGGCUGAUGCGCUCCAGGUCCUUCUGCCAGGAGGAGAUUGAGAACAUGCUGGCCAACGACCACCGGGAGCUCAUCGGGGACUUCUCCAAGGCCUACCUGCUGCAGACGGUGGAGGGCAAGCACCAGGACCUCAAGUACAUCUCCCCCGAAAUGAUGGUGGCGGUGCUGAGCGGGCAGUUCAGCAGCUUCAUCGAGAGCUGCGUGAUCGUGGACUGCAGGUACCCCUACGAGUACGAGGGAGGCCACAUCAAGGGUGCUGUCAACCUGCCGAUGGAGCAGGAUGUGGAGGAGUUCCUGCUGAAGAAGCCCAUCGUGCCCUUCGAUGCCACCAAGCGCGUGAUCGUCAUCUUCCACUGCGAGUUCUCCUCCGAGCGGGGGCCCAGGAUGUGCCGCUUUGUCCGGGAGAAGGACCGUGCCUGCAACGAGUACCCCCACCUGCACUACCCCGAGCUCUACGUCCUGAAGGGGGGGUACCGGGAGUUCUUCCCCCAGUACCAGGCACACUGUGAGCCCCAGGACUACCGGCCCAUGCACCACGCCGACUUCAAGGAGGACCUGCGCAAGUGCCGCCUCAAGAGCCGCACCUGGGCGGGCGAGCGCAGCCGCCGGGAGCUCUACAGCCGCCUCAACAACUGCUGAGCCCCGGGGGCACCGGGGGGGGCCCGCUUGUGACCCGGGGGGGUGGCCUCAGAGGAGGGCGGCC